AUGGAGUUUCUGGUAAAAAAAGAAGAAGCCUCGUAUAGCGAGCUCAUAAAAACACUCAAAAGAAAUGUAGCAGUCUUAAGAAUAGAGAAUAAUUAUAAUUUAAAAAUCAAUUAUGAAUUGGAUACCAAACUCAUGUGGUUCCAUAAUAUAUCGCGUGGGCUUGCGGAUAAACUUGAUUCUUUAUGGAAAUUAGCUGAGGCACAUGAACCAGCAGAAAAUGAAAUAAAACUGUUUGCCGAUCAAAUUGCAAAUUCAUGGACUUCGGUGAAUCGUCGGUUACAACAGUAUUUAUCCAUAUCAAACAUUACUCCGUAUCUUAUAAAAUUAGAAUCUAUAAUUGACAAAUAUGUUACCAGUGUUGAAUUAUUACCUACAAAGAAGUCAUGUUUAUCUGAUAUAAGUAUUUUCUCAUUAGUCGCGAAACUGUUGACUGGCGAAUUAUUAGGUUACGAAUCUGUUGAUCCUAAGUAUGUUUUAAUGGAGAACAUGCCUAAAAAGCCUGUUUUCAUUAUUAAGAACGUUAAACGCAAAACUAUUUAUCCUUAUUAUCCAACAUAA
Habropoda laboriosa is the source of this 558-nucleotide messenger RNA. RefSeq lists its product as uncharacterized. Lineage: Eukaryota; Metazoa; Arthropoda; Insecta; Hymenoptera; Apidae. The record is from RefSeq and is a predicted model, not a curated record. Bases 1 to 558 code for a protein of 185 amino acids. The transcript is spliced from 3 exons.